GGAGCAGAGUUAGCGGAAGUGGUAAAAUGAUGAAUGUUUUAGGGCUGAGUCUAGUGGUGAGUUCGCUGGCAGCAGCGGGCGUAUUCUCUCCGAAUCCCAGUAGAGAGAAGCAAGGAGAAGGAGGCAAUACCAUCGUGAAAGAAGGCCACAGAGUAGUGGUUGUUGAAUACGACCAAGGUGGCCAACACAACACCAAGAUCUCAUACUCCUCCCAACCCCAACAUGACGCAUCCGCCAUCCCAACUCCCUUUCCCAAAGACCUCCUUUGUAAGCACAAAAUCGCCCAUGCCCUCCACAAGAAGAAGGAAGCACUUUCCGAUGCGCUUGGGAAGACCAAUGAAUACGUCCAAACCAUAAAGGACCACGUGGCUAGCAACGUCUCAGAGGCCAGGGAGACAAUACGAUCCCUUGGCCCGGAGACCUUCAAUUCUUUCAUGGGCCUGCCUAAUUUGUUGGGCUUUGCAACGGCCUAUGGAAUGUGUGUCUGGGUUACUUUUAUCUCCAGCUACGUCCAGUCUAGGGCUAUGCCCAGGCAACACUUUGCAGUGCUGCAAAGUAAAAUAUACCCCGUUUAUUUCAGGGCCAUGACUUAUAGCAUCGCGCUAGCUUUGUUGGGCCAUGUCUUGGGCCACCGAAACAGCCUUCUUUCCAACAACGCUGACAUGUUGCAACUAUAUAAUCUCCUCGCCUCGCUUCUCACACUCUUGCUCAAUUCCUUUUACUUGGAGCCUCGGGCCACCAAGUUGAUGUUCGAAAGGAUAAAGAUAGAAAAAGAGGAGGGAAGAGGCAUGAGUGGCAGUGGCAGUGGCACCGGCACCGCAGAGCAGGAUGCAGUCAGAUCAAGGAUAAUCAAGCUCAAUGACAAGCUAAAGAAAUUCAACUCAUAUUCCUCACUUCUCAAUAUCAUCAAUCUCAUGUCUCUUACUUGGCAUCUCGUUUAUUUGGCUCAACGACUUCACCAUACUUGCUAAACCCAAUAACUUUUCCACUAGUAUCAUAUUUUCACUCUCUAGGUUUCUAACUUUGCAUACAGUAGGUUUAUCAAUCGUGUUUUCCACUCCUUGUAAUCAACUAUAUUUAAUUUGUGUCAGCUUAGCUUCUGUAAAACUCUUAUUAAAUCUCA
Cajanus cajan (pigeon pea) is the source of this 1123-nucleotide messenger RNA. Its product is annotated as late embryogenesis abundant domain-containing protein / LEA domain-containing protein. The record is from RefSeq and is a predicted model, not a curated record. Lineage: Eukaryota; Viridiplantae; Streptophyta; Magnoliopsida; Fabales; Fabaceae.